Messenger RNA from Triticum urartu, 7184 nucleotides. Lineage: Eukaryota; Viridiplantae; Streptophyta; Magnoliopsida; Poales; Poaceae. The record is from RefSeq and is a predicted model, not a curated record.
UCAACAACACCUGCGCCUGCAAUCAUCUGGCUGGUCUUGUGUUUCACCAAUCUCUGCCUCCCUGCUCUCUCGCUUGCAACUGCAAUCAUCUGCGCCCUUCAUUUCGGCAUGGAGGUGGCCAUAGGUGCGGCGCGGUGGGUGGUGGGCAAGGCGCUGGGCCCCGUCGCUGACGGCUUGCUGGAGGCGUGGGCUGCCAGCAAGGAGCUAGGCCCUAACGUUGACGCGCUAAAGAUGGAGCUGCUCUACGUGCAGGGGAUGCUCAACAACACCCGCGGCCGGAACAUUGACAACCCUGCACUUAACGUGCUGCUGCAGAAGCUGCGGGACCUCGCGUACAAUGCCGAGGACGUGCUGGACGAGCUCGACUACUUCCGUAUCCAGGACCAGCUCGACGGCACAUACGAGGCCGCCGACGAGCAUGCCAGGGGCUGCGUGUGCAAUCUCUACCUCAACGCUCAUCACACCGCUAGAGCUGCUGGCAAACUGCUCUGCUUCUGUCCAUUUUCACGUACGGCUAGCCGUGUUGAUCCAAGCGAGCCAAGGGAAGAAGAUACAAGGCAACAGGUACUCUGCUGCGCUUGGCCAUGUGCCAACGAAGAGGUCAGAAGAUGCAUGCGCAAGCUCGCUUCUGGUGCUUGCAACACCAUCCGUCAUGUUGGUAAACUCCUCCAUUGCUCAUCCCUCCCAACUCAUGAUGAUGAUAGUUCUGUCAUGCCAGUCAUUUGCGGUGCCUGCAAGCACAAGGCAUCCCUGAAAAAGCAUGUGAAAGAAACUCCAAAACUAGAGUUUGAUAGGGUGGAUCUGUCUAAAAGAAUGAAGCAUAUUGUAGAGCAACUGCAGCCAAUAUGUGCAAAGGUCAAAGCCAUUCUUAAUCUAGAGUUGUUGGGUUCUAGCCAUACUACCGCCCCAAGCAUUGCCAAGAGUCCAUCCACCACCACCUCUGACAUUAUAGAGUCAACACUGUACGGGAGAGAAACUGCGAAGAAGAGCAUCAUAGAUAGUAUUACUCAUGUUAAAUAUAGUGACAAAGACCUAACUAUCCUGCCAAUUGUUGGUUCGGGUGGCAUAGGGAAGACAACUCUCGUACAACACAUAUAUCACAGCCAAGAAGUGCAAAAACAUUUUCAGGUCAAGGUCUGGAUAUGUGUAUCUCAGAAUUUCAUUGUUAAUAAGCUGACUGAAGAGAUUGAAAAAGCAAUACCUAGUGUGGAAGGUGAAAAAGGGGGUAGAGCAGAAGUGUUAAUUGAACAGAGAUUAAAUUCUAAAAGGUUUCUGCUUGUAUUAGAUGAUAUUUGGAAGUGUGAAUCUGACGACUGGGAAAGGCUUUUAGUACCACUCAGAAAAGGGCAGACAAAGGGCAAUAUAAUUUUAGUGACAACUCGGUUUCCAGCUGUAGCAGAAAUGGUUAAAACAACUGAUAGUUCAAUAGAUCUGAAGGGCUUAGAACAAGGAGUGUUUACAGACUUUUUUCGAGCAUGCAUUUUUCGUGAUAAGCAAUCACAAAAAGAUCAUCAUGGGUUACUUGAGAUUGGGGAUAAGAUAGCAGAAAAGCUAAAGGGAUCCCCUCUUGCAACAAAAACUGUAGGUAGAUUAUUGAGAAACCACCUUGAUGUGUAUCAUUGGAAUAGAGUCCUAGAAAGUAGAGAAUGGGAAAUGCAGACCGGGGAGCGUGACAUUAUGCCUGCAUUGAAACUUAGCUAUGAUUAUCUGUCUUUUCAUCUGCAGCAAUGUUUUUCUCGUUGUGCUUUAUUUCCUGAAGAUUACAAGUUUAAGAGUGAAGAGCUCAUUCAUUUCUGGAUAGGACUGGAUAUUUUGCCUUCUGGUGAUCGAAAUAAAACAGUUGAAGAUGUAGGUGUAGACAUUUUAAAUGAUUUGGUCAACCAUGGAUUUUUCAAAAAAGAUGAAACUGGCGGGCAUCCAUAUUAUAUCAUUCAUGACCUGCUGCAUGAUUUAGCUUUGAAGGUUGCAUCUCAUGAAUGUCUUAGUUUGCAUCACUCUAAUGUAAGAUCAGUAGAUAUUAGGCCAUCUAUCCGUCACUUGUCGAUCAUAAUAGAUGGUCCAGAUGAUAGUAAUGGAAUUACUGAUGAGACCUUUAAGAGUGAGUUGAGGAAACUUAAGACAAAAUUGAAGGUUGAAAACUUGCAAACAUUAAUUAUAUUUGGAGGAGAAGAUGAAAGCUUUGUCAGCAUAUUUGGUGAUCUGUUCAUGGAAGCAAAUGCUCUCCGUGUUCUUUGUUUGCCCACAUUGUCAUAUCCCCUGGAAUCCAUGUUGCAUAACUUUUCAUCACUUCUGCACCUACGAUUCCUAAAGCUAGGGACUUCAAUCAGCCAGAUGCAUUUACCAACAACCUUAUCCCGAUUUUAUCAUUUGAAGAUAUUGGAUCUACAAGAAUGGGGUGGUUCUUUGCUUUUACCUAGAGACAUGAGUAACCUUGCAAAAUUGUGCCAUUUUCUUGCCCAAUAUGAUGAUCUUUGUUCGGGUAUUUAUAAUGUCGGGAAACUAAAACUCUUACAGGAGUUAAAGGUUUUUGCAGUCAAUAAAGAAAGUGAAGGGUUUGAACUAAAUCAACUAGAGCAUCUCAACGAGAUAAGAGAGCUUGGGGUUUAUAACCUUGAGAAAAUACACACCAAAGACAAAGCAGUUGAAGCAAAACUGAUAGACAAAAACUACUUGCACAAGUUAACAUUAUGUUGGGAUAGUGAGCGGUCCAAUAUUGAACCCGAUGUGGAAGCAGUGGUUCUAGAGAGCCUUCGACCACAUAGAAAUCUUCAAGAGUUGUGCAUUAGAGGACACAGAGGUCCUUGUCCAGCGUGGUUGGGUGAUAAGCUCGUUAUUGAGGCUCUACAGACUCUUUGUCUUGUUGGUGUUUCUUGGGGUGUUUUUCCUUCUUUGGGGAAGAUGUGGGAUCUUCGUGAACUAACAGUGGAGAAUAUUGUCACAAUAAAGGAGUUUAGUCUAGAGCAAAGCUUUUGCAAGAUAGUAAAGCUUACACUCAUCGGCUUAGAAAAUUUUGAAAAAUGGGUACCACAGGCCACUCAUUUGUUCCCGUGUUUGCAAGUACUGAUUAUUAAAAAUUGCCCUAAACUCUCGGAGUUGCCAUGUUCAAGCCACAUUGUUUACCCACGGAAACAAGACUGGAACAUAGAUUGGUUUCCCAAACUACAAAAACUCAGGAUAGAAAAUUGCCCUCGAGUCUUCCUACUGCCUCCUAUCCCUUGGACUCAUACUUUGAGCAACGUCUCGAUAAGUGGUGUGGGAUCAAAGCUACCAAACCAGUUAGUCUACUCUAGAGUAGCAUUAGAAAUUACUGGAAAGGAUGGUAUGCAUAGCUUAGAUCAGCUGUCACUCAGUCAACUAAAAGAACUUCAGGAAUUGGAAGUUAAUGCAAAGGAUGGUAUGCAUAACUUGGAUCAGCUGUUACUAUUCUGUCAACUAACAGAACUUCACGUGUUGGAAAUAAACAAUUGCCCACCUCUGGAGCUGAAGCAUUUUCUAAUUCUAACCUCAUUGAAGAAAUUGUGGGCAUGGUCUUCAUAUCUUGGGGUGGUGGCAUCAGAAGUUCAGAGUGGUGUCGAAUGGCAGCAUUCUGUCGAGGACAUCAAAAUUUGCUUACCUGAUUCUAGUGGAAAGGAAUUGACACAGUUCUUGCCUCACCUCCCAAAGCUAGCCAAACUGCUAGUGUAUUCUUGUAGAAACAUAACACAGUUUGUUGUGGGGGUGGAUUUGCAACAAACAAGAGCACCAGUAUCUUCGUCAACCUCUUCAGAUGUUACAAUGGAUGAUACACUAGCAAAAGAGGGGCAACAAGAAAUAGCAGAGGUGGAGAAGGAGGAGGCAAACACGGCAGAUGAUGAUGGGCUGUUGCUCCUCCCUGCACAUCUCUCCAACUCUCUGACGGCGCUGGUCAUCAGUUAUGGUGGUGUGGUAGUUCAUUCCCUCAAUGCCCUCCAAGCCCUAACUGCCCUUUGGUUAGAAGAUUGCUCUUUUCGCCACCCUUUCCCGUCCUCCCUGCUACACCUGGAUCUUUCGUCCGUGAAGGGCGUGCUGACCCUUUCAAACCUCACCUCUCUCACCCGAUUAAGCAUAUCUCGUUGCGGAGAGGAUUUGAGAUGCGAGGGCCUGUUGCCUCUCCUUACUCGGGGCCACCUCAGCAAUUUACAAGUCCAACGAAUCCCCAAUUUCUUUGGUGCGUGGGACCCUAUGUGGGGGAUGCAGGACGAGCAAAAUAAGAGGACAGAAUCCAAACUGGCGAUGCUCCAGAUAGAUGACAUCGAGGGCUUCCUUGGUGCGCCCGCCCUCUGUAGCUUCCUAUCUUCCUCCCUCAUCGAUUUGUCCUUUACUGGGAACCAAGAGAAGACGUGCUUCACAAAGGAGCAGGACGAGGCCUUUCAACGUCUCACCUCGCUCCAGGAACUCAGGUUUCGGUAUUGCCGCAAGCUGCAGCACCUCCCUGCAGGCCUAAACAAGCUGACCAACCUCAAGAGAUUACGGAUCCGCUGGUGUCCAGCCCUCCAGUCGCUGCCCAAGGAAGGCCUCCCGAGUUCACUGCGCGAAUUAGAUGUCAGCCGUUGCGGCAACGAGGAGCUAACAGAGCACUGCAGGCGACUAAUUGGAACCAUCCCAGAAAUCACAUUAUAGACUGAUCCAAGCUGGUCCGUGCAUCACUUUCACCUUGUGGACUUAUCCCCAUAUAUGGAUAGUUGGCGCAUGAGGUCCUGUGUGGUAUUUUUGUCAUGUCAACACAUUUGGUUCUCUGCCUGGGAGCAGUACAGUUUUUAGCCUUGUUAAUCAUCCCCAUCUAUGCAAAGUCUGCACACGAGGAUCUUUUGUGUUGUAUCUUUUUACUGUACAUAGUACAUAAAUCUGGUGUUCUUAUGCUUGUUCUGGUUGGUUUCAAGAUACUUUGCAGUUACAUUUGGUGCCGGUGUGCUUGUUCAGCUGUGAGGAUCAUAAAAUGGGGGAAUAACCGAUAUUUUGCAGAUUUACUAUUGAAAUUAAGGAACUUUUUACAAGAAUACCUUUCUAACCAUCUCAGUGCUUGCGUCAAGUAAACUGAGAUCUCGGGCUUUCACUAAUUGACAUGGCCGAUGGACAACUUUGGAAUUCAACAAUGCAGUGGUAGCAGGUUUGAGGAAAGGUCAGUAAACCCCAGCUGAAUUCAUGAUGGGUUUAGCAAGAUAGAUUGUAUUCAUUGUGUAAUUGUUGGACUCUUAUUGCCUCAUGAGACCUAGGUUAGAGAAUUCCUGCUUUCUUGAUAAGUUGGAAGUCUAGCUUUUGAGCACUCUCGUAAUCUAUGAAUGAUUGUCAUGCUGAACUACAUAACACAAGAGAGUUUUCAGCUGAUGCAUAUAGUCAUAAAGGUAGAGAACACUUGUUACUAGGUGAUUGAUGAACAUUGAUUGAGCAAAAAGACUUGAGCUUGCUAAUUUUUAUUCCUAGAACCUCCUGAAUUUUGUAUGGUGAAGGUGGUUUUAUUCUCUUCUUGAUCCGGGGUAUUUUUUCUGUCCCACCAAUGCCAAAAACAGCAGGUUUCAUUAGCCUUUGAUUAUUGCAAUCUGAAUUUUUAGUGCGUAUUCUUAAGUUUGAUGUUCCUCUAGUCCGAAGUCUUUGAAAUCCAGUCACUCUUUUUGCGUAACUUAUGUCUGCUAGCCUCUUCAACACUCAGCAUUGCAUUCCUUCAUCACAAGCUCUGCCGGUGUACAUAUACAAAUCCCAGAAAAUAAACCAUCUCUUCCAUGUGUUCACACCAUACCUACCUAUCUGCAUAUCACAUCUCUCUCUGUCUCUCUCUCCCACAGUAGUUGAUUAUUCCAUAAGCACACUCAUCAAGUUAAAGAAGACUCAAAAGCGCUUUGUUGUCAUUGACCCUGCAAAUUUCAUCAUUAUGAAGAGCUAUAUCCGUCAAUAUUGAUGCCUCUCUCACAAAAAUAAAAAAAUAAAAAAAUAAAAAGAGUGAGGGCCGCCAUUCGAAAGGUCAAAGUUUCAUUCUCAAGCAGGAAGAAAUAAUCAGCAGUGCUUCCAUAUUCAUGUGCAGAAUGCAGAAUGGCUAAUCAAACUACUACCUAUGCAAUAUUGAUAGCCUCUCAAACAUUUUUUGGCGUGAGUCCAUUCCCUCCCACAUCCCCUGGGCACUACCUUUCUCCAAUGACUGGAACGUGAAGACUUCUUUGUACUAGAGUUGAACUCUUAUUUAGCUUUACAAUCUUGAUUUCAGAUUUGCUCAUUGUUUGAAUUACCCAACCAAGCUCCAGAUAAGCUUUCCACAAAUAUAAAGUAGAUAGAAAAAACUUCGGCCACUGGCCAGUGAGGAUUAUAAUUAAGUGAUGAGAGUAAUUCCGGAUCAUGAUGAGGUAAUCUCACUCGAUACCUGCUCUUGGAAGGUUCAGAAAGGAAUAAAAUUGUUGGCUUCUCCUGUUCUCUUUUGUUCUUUAAAUUGAAGUCAAACCACGUAGUGACUCGUGUUCAAAAACUGGAUUACUAUAUUGUUGAUGCUGGUCAAUCUCAAAAAAUGAAGGCAAAUUUUAACAUGGUCCCUCUUACCUCCUUUUUUUACAUGUGAGGUAAGAAGGUAAGAGUCAAUCAAGCCAUUCAUUGAUGAGAUCAACGGCUAAGAUCUAUUUUAUACUCUUACCUCUCAUGUGAAAAGAGGGGGUAAGAGGGACCAUGUUAAAACUGCUCAAAAAUGAAAUAUAUUCCCUACUGGCAAUGAAUAAGAGCAGUUAUUUAAGUGUGUGCUCAACCGCUAGCUUGCUACUUUAAUAAGUUUGCAGGAAGUGCCUCGACCCGAAGUUCAUGAGGGUUUCAAUAAUUGUUUGCACAUGAGCACUUGUUUGCAAUCUAGCUAUGCUAAGCUUUCAGGUAUUUUACAAGCACGUGGGCAAGUUGAAUCAGGAGCCUGGAUCAUUUGGCCGCGAUCUGAGACUCUUUUUCUCGAGGGAGAGACAGAAAGGGAGAAGCCUGAGAUGAAUCAUAUAUAGCUUUUGUUUCUCUUUAUAGCCACUUUCUCCCUAAUAACUCUAUAAGGAAGAGAGAAUGGUUUUUUCACACCUGCUAUUUCCCUUGUAGCUUCAACCUGUAGCAGGUUUCGAUGGGUGGUAUGAAAACAGGACAAAAAAUUUCAUUUGUUUUCUCAGUGUGGACAUGUAUAUUCAGUGAAAUGAAAUGCAGUUCUUUGCAAAUUGCAA